AUGGGAGAUUCCGAUACAGCGCAAGUCGAUUCGUGCUGUUAUCUAAGAGCUCGAUUCAAAAGCAAAGACGUUGACAAUCAGCAAGUGUUUGCCUCGUUGCUGUUUGAGAAAUUGCCGACCAUUGCGGGUCAGAUGUUGGCAGCUUGUGAUAAGUCCAAGACAGCACCAAACAUAUUCUUUUUUAACGAGCACUAUGUAGUAAAACCUCCGAGGAGUCUCGUGAAAUUUCGCUGGCAUCGAGACGAUGACGAGCAACUUACCAUGUGCGUGCAUCGAGAGUCAAUCCGAGCAUAUAUCUCAGCGUGGUGUGCUUUAGACGAUGUGACGAGAGAGAAUGGUGCACUACAGUUCGUGUCGCUAAGUGUGUCCCCGAGAUCGAAUGAGGACAAUAAUGACAACAUGCAGCGUCAUGCAAGUGGUCCAGUGACUGGUGAAGCGGGGGACGUCAUAUUUUUCUUGUCAAAUGUGUGGCAUUGCUCAUCGAGUAAUGACUCGGAUGGUUUUCGCCGUGCGUUCUACGCGCAGUACUCAAGAGAAAAGAUUACAUCUCGACGCAAGGAUCCUACGCCACUAAGCUUUGCCAUCCCAUGUAAAUUAGCGAGCUUUCCUUGGGUGAUUGAUGAGUCUGCUGAGAAUUGUGUAGAAAGUAGAGCCAAGAAGGCCAAGCAUGCUACGCGGUAA
Messenger RNA from Peronospora belbahrii, 681 nucleotides. The record is from the annotation of a GenBank genome assembly. Lineage: Eukaryota; Oomycota; Peronosporomycetes; Peronosporales; Peronosporaceae.